GACUCCACUGAGCACUCCUCAGGCUCUCAGCCUCGGAUUAUUUGGGACAGAGGAAAACUUGACUAUGCACUACACAUGGCUGCUGCUGCUGCUGCUGCUAAAGCUCGGGGGAGCUAGUUGUGCUGUGGUGCAAUGGACAGAAUUAGAGGAAGCAAAGGCCUAUUUGAAGCAGUAUGGUUACCUGAAUGAACCAGCUGAUCCUCAGGACCCUCAUAACCUGGAGGAGAUCAUGGAAGCCCUCAGGGUUUUCCAGAGGGCGAAUGAUUUGCUACCCACUGGAGAAUUGGAUGAACCUACUCUGGAAGUAAUGAGACAGCCGCGCUGUGGCUUGGAGGACCCCUUCAACAAGAAGCAUCACAAAUACAGAGUGAUGGGUUGGUGGAGAAAGAGGAGUCUGACCUACCGCAUUUACAACUACACACCUGACAUGAAGAAGGCACAGGUCAAGAUGGCUAUCCGCUCUGCCUUCCAGUACUGGAGUGAUGUGGCUGCAUUGACCUUCAGAGAGGUCGACUAUGGCAGAGCAGACAUAAAGAUCUCCUUCCAUAAGAAAGAUGGCUACUGCGCCCAUCCAUUUGAUGGCCGCGGUCAUGUACUCGCCCAUGCUGAGUCACCAGAGUCUGGUAUUGUCCAUUUUGAUGAGGAUGAGUUCUGGACCGAGGGAUCAUAUUAUGGCACUAAUCUGCGUAUUGUGGCUGCCCAUGAAAUUGGCCACGCCCUGGGCCUGGGCCACUCUCAGCACAGAAGCUCACUGAUGGCUCCAGUCUACGCUGGUUACAAUGCCAACUUCAGGCUGCACACAGAUGAUAUCAGAGGCAUCCAGGCAUUAUAUGGCAAACGCGUUACCAGCACUUUAGCCAGUCCAACACCCGCAGGCAGUCUGCUUCCCACAGAAAGCAGCCAUGAAACUGAGAUCAUCCCCGACCCCUGCACUGCCAGACUGGAUGCCAUCAUGUUGGGUAAGAUUAGCUAUUGCUUCAGUAAUUACAGGAGAAGCCUCAACUGUGUGCUUUUUGGCCUGACUUUCUGCAAGACCACAACACACCGAAUUUACAUGGAAUAG
This is a messenger RNA of Plectropomus leopardus (leopard coralgrouper), 1063 nucleotides long. Lineage: Eukaryota; Metazoa; Chordata; Actinopteri; Perciformes; Serranidae. The record is from RefSeq and is a predicted model, not a curated record.